Molecule: messenger RNA, 3814 nt
Organism: Porites lobata
Lineage: Eukaryota; Metazoa; Cnidaria; Anthozoa; Scleractinia; Poritidae
Source: the annotation of a GenBank genome assembly
AAGCAAUUGCAAGUUCUUCCAUUUGGCGUGGAGAUGGUGGAGUAAGUAACGUGUCGAUCUUUUUUGUGUUUAUUACUGGUGUUUUGCGUGGUUAUAAAUUCAAUUUUUGUUUUUUAGGAGAAUAAAAGAUAGUCAACUUUCUGCUUCGAUAAACCAGAAGCUAGUAGAGUCGGGCGAGCGAGAAAGGUAAAGCCUAGAAAACUACGUCGUCUCAUUGUAAAGAAUGCCCCCGGUAAACACUCUAAAAUCUAGAUUUCUCGUUUUACUUUAGGCAAAAAAAUUAAAACAUAUCAUAGAAUAAGAUUUUUUUCCUCGUAAAUUGAAAGCGCCCCUUUAAAUUACAGAAAAAAGAGAUCUUAUCCUAUGAUUUGUAUUAAUUUUUUUCUCGUAAAAAUUUACCCUGCAAGCAGAGUCGCUUCGAUCUUUCCUAGAUAAGUCGCUUUCCUCUUUCUCGACUUAAUCAAGAUCGAAGCGACGCUGCUAGCAGGGUAGUAAAAAUUAAUAGCAAAAGUUUUUCUCAAAUUGAGAGAUUGGGGCAAUCUCGAAUUUAGAGUGAAAUAUGCGACUUUAACUUGUAAUUGAUAGAGUUUCGACUUUGGUUUUCUCCCUGUAAACCGUCUUUAGGUUGGUAUUGCUUUUUAGCUAACCUUCAAAAAAGUCUGUGAAUUAAGCUUUAUUUACUCGGAUCCAAGGUCCAGACCUGCUGACCCCUCAUAAAGGAAAUUCUGGAAAUUAAUGAAAAAAAAAUCAGGAGAUUCUACAAAAAGUAGUGAGAUUCUAAUUUUCCUGAUCAAGAUUAAACGAACCCUUUUUCCAUUCCAGUGGGGGAAUGAACUGUUUAUUUAAAUAUUACCCUGCUUAAGUCGGGUCUCUCCUGUAAUGAAUUAGAUGCGGCUUUUUCUUUGAUGACUUUUAUUCAAGAGGCCAGAGAAUAGGUUACCACUGUGAUGAAACUUAAGCUUAUAGCAAGGAGUCAUUUCUUUCAGAUAAGCUAACUUCAUGGCUAAAAUGUUACAAAGCCCCAUCAAGGCUUAACCAGGCUCUAGCAUUCUGCGCAAAAUUUCUUUUUUUUUAUUCUUCAAGGCAACAUUUCAUUUGGGAGUGAUAUUUCCCAAAAAGACGUGACAUUGGGAGUCUUGUCACGAGUGUGUGGGAAAAGUUAACAAAUCAUGAGACUCACGAUAGAGUCAUGAGAGUUGGCAGGUCUGAAGAUACACACAGGUAGUUCCAACAGAUCCAAUGAGAGAGUGCAUCUCAUUAACCCCCGAAAGGCAUGCAAGAAUGUUUUGUCAGUUGGUGCCAUUGGUAUGAAUAGAAAAGAGGGUAUCGAGAGGGUACCAAGAGUCUCUGCAAGAACCCUUGUUUCCAACAUGAUUCAACAUUGUUGGAUCCAACAAUCUUUGAUGUUGCUAAGGAUAUGCGUACAAUGAAGUAACACGUUCAGAGCUUUCACUUUAAACAAACACAGUGAUAGAUAUUAGGGAGCUAAAUGACAAGGGCAAUGAUGACAACAAGAACAGCAUACAAGCAACAGACAUCUUGAACGACGUAAAAUAAGAGGGAUGAAUUUUGAAUGGCAUAUAUUAAUUUAAGAGACUUUUUUUUGCCACCGUAGUCAUCAUCGUUGCUUAAGCUCCCUAAUCAAGUGACUGCACACCUUUGUGCUAAAUAACAUGUUCAUAAUGUGAUUCCUCUUUUGAUUUAUUAAAGGUUGAAGGAACUUUUAAGAACCAAACUCAUUGAAUGUGGUUGGCGUGACAAAUUAAGGAGUCACUGUAAAGGUAACAUUAUAUGUUUUUGUAUUCCUAGACUUUCACUCAAUUAAACAGGGACAGCCAUUGGCUGAUUCUUGGUCACAUGGCCUUGACUAAAAUCAAAUGUGUCCCGAUUGUAAUACAUUAAGCAAUGUACCCUGCUCAGGAUACAUUACAGCACAUGAUCAAAGCAAGGUGGAAAGUGGCGUGACAGAAGGCUUGAAAAACACUACCAGUUUUCUUUUUCAUGAAUGAACACAACAACAGAAUCCUGAAGCCUCAAGCUAAAAAAAAAACAAUUUUCAAAGUUAUCCCAGAAGAGAAGCAGCAGCUAGUGGAGGAAAAAGGAGCAGAUAAUAUAAGGAGAGUACUUUGUAAAUCAUUCAUUAAGUGGUUUGAGAAUUAAAUUUGUCUUGGGAAACUUCAGGACUCUCGAUAAAACAAAACUAGCUGUUUCCCUCGGGAUCUGACAUUAAGUGGAUAUUAUACAAGUCUUGUUUAGUGUAUUGGUGUAAAAUCCAUUCACAAGCAGCAAUGAUACUGGUGAGGAGGAGUACUCAUAUAAAUUUCGGAUAGGUCUGAUGGGUUUGUGGGGCCCAGGGUUUUAAGCCCUGACCCUAUUUAAGGAUUCAAGACGAAUGAAAACUGAUACCCUUUUUAGGGCCCAAAGCUGGAAAAUGAAGCCCAAUUAAAGGGAAAAACAAAAACUAAGAAUUUAAUGGAAACACACAAAUCUUUCUUAAAUUGCUUCUGUCAUACUCUGAGGUAAAGUUCAGUUUUAAAAGCUGAUGUGUUUCUUGUGUAGUGGGGCAUUUACGCAGUUGAAGUUUAGCUGAUAUAAUAACAGAAUCCUAUCUAAGGAUCACACCGAGUAUACAGUGCCAACAAGGGCAAAGCUGCACAUACCUAUCUAGCUCCUACAUGGGAGUGCACCACCCCCCCUCCCUGCCUACCACGCAAUGAUAGUAUUGCCAAUGACUCUAGUGAGUAAUCCACUUUGUUAAUUCUGACCUUCCAUUGCAGAAGUGAUUAAACAAAAAGGCCUUGAAAAUGUCACAGUGGAUGAUUUAGUUGCCGAAAUAACUCCUACAGGAAGAGGUGAGGUCUGGGUACCUACAUCUUUGUGAUGAGUUGUGGGUAGACUUUUGAAUGAGUUCGACAUAAGGGUAGGGUGGGGUGAAGGUACAAGCAGGUGCUUAAUACCUUCAGUCCGAUCAGAAUAGCUGGAUUUUCUAAAAGCUAUCAGUAAAUGUUACCCAAGAGACCACAGCUUGGCUUCGGUGAGCUUUAAAUCACACCAACAAGUGAGAAGGUCGCUGCUAAGACUAAGAAGCAGGGCUGUCAACAAGAUAUUUUGAAGUUGCCAGGUAAAAACAACAAGUAGGCGGGGAAUCAAACCGCUAGGGAUUUCGUUGCAAGGUUCUAUUUUUCUUCUAUUUUCCUAUCAAAAUAGCUGGCGGCCAUGUUAAUAGUAGCUGGGGGAAAUCCCCUGCCCCCGCCUCUUAAUGACAGCUGCACUCUCUUGCAUGGUUUUUAGCAUUUAUGAAGUCAUUCACGUGGCUUGUCUGUCACUUAGUCGGUCUUAUUUAUGCAAUGACAGCCCUGAAGAAGUGUUAAAAAUGCACUUGGUGAACAUUCAAAAUUUCUCAUAACUCAUACUUAUGAGGUACAUGUGUUACUCUCAGUUCAUUAGUUCUUGUAGGUUUUGUAGGGCAAUGUUGCAAAUCAAUCUGAAUUGAUGGGCCUUGUGACUGGAACUAUUCUAUAGAUAUCAUUAAUUCCAAGGUCUAGAAAGAAUAAACAAGUUCUACUCAUCCACAUACUCAAUUGUUUUGUCAAAAUCAAACAAUAUUGUUUGAAAAUAAUCUUAAUGGUGCAAAAUUCAAUAUCAAUGUCGUUUCCUACAAUAAAUUUACCUUACCAAACAUGAUCAUUUUAAUGUAGUGGCAUGGCUCACACAUUUAAGAUAUACUUAUUUUUUCUUUACAGCUUUAGUACCAGAUGAAGUGAAAAGAGAGAUGCUUAUAAAGAUUCGUUCAUUUUUGGCUGCCAAUUCCUGA